CGUCGAGUAAGAUUGAAUGUUGUGAAAUAUAUGAAUAAAAUUUUGGUUUCUUCUGUGACGAAUUGAAAAUCAAGAACCAUGGGAGAACGUAAAGGAACAAAUUUGUAUUAUCCACCGGAUUACGAUCCGCGUGUUGGUGGACUUAAUAAAUUUCUUGGCACUCAUGCAUUACGUGAAAGAGCACGGAAAUUGCAUAUGGGCAUCCUUAUUAUCAGAUUUGAGAUGCCAUAUAAUAUAUGGUGUGAAGGAUGUGGCAAUCACAUAGGAAUGGGUGUUCGUUAUAAUGCAGAGAAAAAAAAGAUUGGAAUGUAUUACAGCACACCUUUGUAUCAGUUUCGUAUGAAAUGUCAUCUAUGUGAUAAUCAUUUUGAAAUAAAAACUGAUCCAGCGAAUUUAGAUUAUGUGAUAGUGAGUGGGGCAAGACGUCAAGAAAAUCGAUGGGACCCUAAGGAAAAUGAACAAGUUGUACCAGAAACAAAAGAAGUAUCUUGUAGAUUGUACGACGAUGCAAUGUAUAAGUUGGAACAUGGUAUAGAAGAUAAAAAAGUAGCAAAAUCACGAGAUUCUUCUUUGGAAUGUGCAAUAGCAUUAAAUGAUGCUACAUGGAAGGAUGAUUACACUUCAAAUUGCGCCUUACGCUCCGCAUUUAGGACACGGAAAAAAGAGUUGCAAAAAAGACAAGGUAUUGAUCAAAUGUUACUUAAAAAGAGUGGGUUAAAUAUUGAUUUAGUUAAUGAACAUGAAGAUGAUGUGAAGUUGGCAAAAUUACUAAUGUAUAAGAAAGAAGUGAAGAAAAAUGAACACAAUCCCUUGAAACGACUGGUUUCUGUUGUACGAUCUAAAGAUAAAUUAAAAAAAUUAUCACAUUCUAUACCAAGUAGUAGUGUUAAAAAGCAAAAGGAUCAAUUACCAAAACUUUCAGAGUUAACCCAACAAGAACCUUCGACGUCCAAAACAGUUGGCUGUACGUUGAAUACGUCGUUAGUCACUUACGAUAGUUCCGAUACAGAUGAUUCGUAG
Molecule: messenger RNA, 1020 nt
Organism: Habropoda laboriosa
Lineage: Eukaryota; Metazoa; Arthropoda; Insecta; Hymenoptera; Apidae
Product: coiled-coil domain-containing protein 130 homolog
Exons: 5
Coding region: 79-1020 (313 amino acids)
Biological process (GO): mRNA splicing, via spliceosome
Cellular component (GO): post-mRNA release spliceosomal complex; U2-type spliceosomal complex
Source: RefSeq, a predicted model, not a curated record